This is a messenger RNA of Punica granatum (pomegranate), 801 nucleotides long. NCBI's taxonomy places the organism in Eukaryota, Viridiplantae, Streptophyta, Magnoliopsida, Myrtales, Lythraceae. The record is from RefSeq and is a predicted model, not a curated record.
GCAGAGAGAUUUUGAGCAGGGAAAACGGCAAGGUGUUCUUCUUUCCCGUGAGUCGGCCAGGCAGAGGCAAAGCAGGGGAGAACGCUACCGAGCAAAGCGUUCGACCUUGGAGAACAGAAGCCCAUCUUGACAGGAGGCUCAUACAUGAAAUAUCAAAUGGAGGCUGUCAAUAAUUCUUCCGAAGUGGAGUCUACCCCGAAGCCUCAAGUCAUUUACCGUUGCAAAAAGUGUCGCAGGAUUGUUGCUGCAGAAGAGAAUGUGGUUUCCCAUGAGCGUGGGAAGGGAGAAGAGUGCUUCAGGUGGAGAAAGAGAACUGGUGAUCCCAAGGACUGGGAAAAGGAUGCAGCUGAGUGCUCCUCCAUAUUUGUUGAGCCCAUGAAGUGGAUGGAAGCAGUGCAAGAAGGCUAUGUUGAAGAGAAGCUCCAGUGCAUAGGCUGCAAGGUUCGUCUGGGCUCGUUCAACUGGGCAGGGAUGCAAUGCAACUGCGGGGCUUGGGUCAAUCCUGCAUUUCAACUCCACAAGAGUCGAAUAGAUGAAUGCCGCAUGUGAACCGGGAAAACCAAACCUUUCUUGGAGAGCACUAUCUGGUAAGAAUUAAUUAGCUUCCUUGACCGAGACAUCAACUGCGGUAGCUACUGGUGUGUAUAUAGUUCGUUGUGUUCUAGCACAAAAGUAGAAGGCACGACUUGAGAUCUUCUGAGCUGCGCAAAUGCCCAUUUGAACCUUGGGUAAGAUAAUGAAAGCUACUAAAAAUGAAUCUUGGCCAUGGGCCUAUAUAUGUAUUUCGCAUGUUUUCCGAAA